Diplodia corticola is the source of this 2937-nucleotide messenger RNA. Its product is annotated as phospholipase d. Gene Ontology annotation, molecular function: D-type glycerophospholipase activity. NCBI's taxonomy places the organism in Eukaryota, Fungi, Ascomycota, Dothideomycetes, Botryosphaeriales, Botryosphaeriaceae. Gene Ontology annotation, biological process: intracellular signal transduction; phosphatidic acid biosynthetic process; cell motility. The coding region runs from base 1 to 2937 and encodes 978 amino acids. The transcript has 5 exons. The record is from RefSeq and is a predicted model, not a curated record.
AUGCCCAAUGAUCAAGACGACCACCUGGCCUAUGGAGACUACCAUGGCGGCGCGCGCGACGAAAGUGGAGAGCGCGGCUUCGUCGGCCACUUUGGCCGCCGCAUUCUUGGGGAGAGAGCUGAGGCUGAGCCGUCUGAUAUAACUCCUGCGGACCCCCCACCGCACCACCGACCCUUCUCCCACCACCCCGCCGAGCCGCAGCAAGGCGAGCCUGACCACUACGAGCCCUAUUCCACCCAGAAACCGCCCCCGAUGGCUUCGUUCUUCAACAAGAUCGGCGAGAUGAUCUCUGGCCACGAGGAGGAGGAGCCGACCACCCACGAGCAGGUCAGCGCCGUCGCCGCUGAGACUGCCCAGGAGGGCGCUCCCAAGUUCGCCGACCACCGCUAUCUCAGCUUUGCUCCCGAGCGCCGUGACAACAACGUCAAGUGGUUCGUCGAUGGCUGCGGCUACAUGUGGGCUGUGUCUGAGGCGCUGGAGCACGCCAAGGAGUCCAUCUGGAUCCUCGAUUGGUGGCUUUCCCCGGAGCUGUACCUGCGUCGCCCGCCCGCCAAGAACCAGAUGUACCGCCUUGACCGCAUGCUGCAGGCCGCUGCCGAGCGCGGCGUCAAGGUCAAUGUCAUCGUCUACAAGGAGGUCGAGCAGGCCCUGACCCUUUCCUCCAAGCACACCAAGCACCACCUCGAGGGCCUGCACCCCAACAUCGCCGUUCAGCGUCACCCCGACCACUAUGUCGACAGCAACACCCUCACACAAGAUCUCAUCGACGAGUUCAAGAACUUCAACUUGAGCGCCAAGGCCAUUUCCACAGCUCCUUGGGAUGCCUUCAAGGCCGUCUACGGUUCCACCGAAGACACCGUCCUUUUCUGGGCCCAUCACGAGAAGCUGUGCAUUGUCGAUGGCAAGACCGUCUUCAUGGGUGGUCUUGACCUCUGCUAUGGCCGUUGGGAUACCAACCAGCACCAAAUCGCCGAUGUCCAUCCCGGCGACCUGAACGAGAUCGUCUGGCCCGGUCAGGACUACAACAACGCUCGCAUCAUGGAUUUCCAGGAUGUUGAGAACUGGCAGAACAACAAGCUCGAUCGUCAGGAGAGCUCUCGCAUGGGCUGGUCCGACGUUGCUCUGAGCAUGAACGGUCCCAUCGUGGCGGAUCUGCAGGAGCACUUCACCCAGCGGUGGAACUACAUCUUCCACGAGAAGUACAAGAUCAAGAACGACGGCAGGUUCCAGCGUCUGGACGUGAAGAAGCCCGCCGCUCGGCAAGAGGACAACGACCUUGCCUAUGGCGAGGAGCAGGAGAGCGGCUACGGCUUCCGCAAGACCCUCACCAGCCUUUCGCACCACGCACACCACCAAUUCGAGCGUGCUGAACACCACCUCGGCUAUGGUCAGCAGGACAGCUCUGAGGGUCAGCACCAAAUCGAUUCGAACGACCGGGCCGGCACUGGUGAAGCUGCGAUUCAACUGACUCGUAGCUGCGCUGAGUGGAGCCACGGCUGCACGGUUGAGCACUCGAUCCAAAAUGCGUACAUCGAGAACAUCAAGAACAGCAAGCAUUUCAUCUACAUUGAAAACCAGUUCUUCAUCACGGCAACAUGCGAGGACCAGAAGCCCAUCAAGAACAUGAUCGGUGCCGCCAUCGUCGAGCGUGUUCUGCGCGCCCACAAGAACGGCGAGAAGUGGAAGGCCAUCAUCAUGAUUCCGGCUGUCCCUGCUUUCCCUGGAGACCUCAAGGCAGAUGAGGCUUUGAGCACUCGCGCCAUCAUGGAGUUCCAGUACAAGUCGAUCAACCGUGGUCACGGCAAGAGUAUCUACGAGACCAUCGCUGCCGAAGGCAUCAACCCGUUGGAGUACAUCCGCUUUUACAACCUUCGUAACUACGACAGACUCAACAUCAGCGGCUCUCUUGAGAAAGCCGAGGAGAAUGGCGGUGUGUCGUAUGAAGACGCUCGUGACGAGCACGACCGCCGUACUGGCGGUCGCUACCAGGAGCGCGAUGGUAGUGAGGACGGCUACCCCCGCGGUGAUGAUGAGGAUGGCCGCUACGAGGAUUACCAGCGUGGUGCCCGUAAUCUCAGCCGGGACAGAGGCCUGGGCAGCGGGCGCUGGGACAGCGUUGCCGAGUGCUACAUGCUUGGUGGCGAGGACAUCAGGAAUGUUCCCUGGUCCGGCACCAUUGACGAGAUUGACGCCUUCAUCACCGAGGAGCUUUACAUCCACUCGAAGCUUCUCAUCGCUGAUGACCGCGUCGUCAUCUGCGGUUCCGCCAACCUCAAUGACCGCAGUCAACUGGGCAACCACGACUCUGAAAUUGCCGUCGUCAUUGAAGACCCCACUCCCUGUGACUCGCUUAUGGAUGGUCGGGAGUGGCGUGCAUCCAAGUUCGCCGCCAGUCUGCGUCGCCAGAUUACGCGCAAGCAUCUUGGCCUUCUCCCUGCGCAGGACUACAGGCGUCCCGAUGAGAACUUCCGCCCGAUCGGCGUUCCGAACAUCUACGAUUGGGGCAGCCGCGAGGACGAGCUCGUCGUCGAUCCCGUGUCGGACGACUUCCUCAGCCUCUGGAACACCACGGCGAAGACCAACACCGACGCCUUUGCCGAGGUCUUCCACGCUGUGCCGUAUGACGGCGUGCGUACCUGGGACCAGUACGACGAGUACUACGAGCGCUACUUCAAGGAAGACACUGCGGAGAAGGAGGAGAAGGACGAGGAGGCCAAGGAAGAUGGGGGCAGGGAGGGCGCGCCUCGCCGGUACAAGCGUGGCCACGUCAUUACCGAGAACUUUGCACCGGGUGAGGAGGGUGCCCGCCAGGUCAAGGACAUUCUCAGCAGGGUUAGGGGCACGCUCGUCGAGAUGCCGCUGCUCUUCCUCAAGGACGAGGACGUUGCGAAGAGCGGUGUUCAGCUGAAUGCUUUCACCGAAGAGGUCUACACUUGA